GGCGUUGCGGCAAUUCGUGGAAAGAACACAGGAGCGGCGACGGUCCAUGGCGAUUUGAUGCAGCAGCAGCAGUACAAGAGCCCACCAACGACUGCGACGACGAGUACGGUACCCAACGAGCCUGCGAUGGCCUUCGUGCCGCUGGCCAAGUGGUCGACGGCCGUCCCGCCGGCGACCGCCGGGGCACGUAGCCGCAAUAUCGACAUUCCCAACUCCAAGCCGCGCCUUCGAACCAAGCCGGCCGCGGCCCCGAGCUCUGCCGUCGGCUUGAGUCGCGUCGCUGCGCCAGCGCCGGCGAAACGACCGAGCAGUGGAUCGCAUGCGGCAAGCUCUGCGUCGACGACAGCCGCCGGCGAUGCCUGCUUCAAGUGGCAUUCGCGCCCACCGCGCGGCAACACCGAGACAUCAAGUACAAAGCCGUCGCACUUGACGUCGUUUCAGCGCCUCGACGACCAAGCGGCCAAGCUCAAGCGAACAAAGAAGGCGAAAAGCGUCACGGCGCCGCGCCGCCUCUCGACCGACCACAUGUGGGAGUCACCGGCGUGGACACAAGGAGCACACUCGACAAGCAUGAGCAAAGACGAUAGCAUCGCGCUCGGCCGUGGGGACUGUCACGAUGUGGUGUUCCGUCCCGCGGCAACGGCAACGCUGCGUGCCCGCGAAGCCGAGCCGCCACCGCUCGCUUUUCCAGUGGAUGGUUCGCGCUCCAACGACGUUGUCGAAAACUUGGCCCGUGCGCUCUUGUCAGAUUGUAUCAACAAGCGCCAGCGAGAAACGCUAAAGACGUUCAAGGUCGAGAUCGUCGAGCCGCCGCCCGCGCCGUCCUCAAGCAGUAGUAGCAGCUGCGGCGGUGCAUCGUGCUGCGGGUCGCCCAAAGAAAAGGCUGGCGCGUACGACGACAGUGGAGGCGGUCUCAGCUGCAGCUCCAGUGACGACGAACUCAACCAGCUGCAUGCGAUGGACCCGUCGUUUGUGUGGGACGAGAGUGGACGCCCCGAUGACGCCAAGCCGUGGCGAGAGACGGCCGCGUGCCAAGACGUGGACCCGAUGAUGCCAACGAGUUCGCCCGAGAGCGACUGCUUUUACGAGGAAAAAGGACUCCCAAAGGAAGUACGCUACAGUCUUCCGAUCGCCUACGGCACGGUCCACGAGACGUCGAAACAGUGCACGAUUUGCCAAUUGGCGUAUGAGAUUGGGUCCCACAUUGUGACGCUGACGCCGUGCCAGCACUUUUUCCAUGCGCUCUGCGUCGACAAGUGGCUGUGGAACCACACGACGUGUCCGCUGUGCCGGAAGGAGGUCGUGUACGAGGCAUUUGGCGGUGUGCGCGGCACGGCCUGUCCCGACGAAGACCGCGAAAGCCUCCGCAAGAAGAUGCGGUCGCAGUGCGCGGAAUUUCGCCCGCUCAAUCCGCUCCCAGUCGAGACGCUGGAUGUACAUUUCUCGAGCCUUCAGCUGCACGACGCGCGGCGUCCACCCGCAGUGACCCCGCUGGACUAUCUCGUGUGUCCUGUCGCGCAGCGCACGUGGCGCAAAUAGAGCCCAACGUGGCCGUCCAAACGACGACGACGAAGGCCAUGUAAACACACCCGACAAAGCGGUGCCCGUGCUUGUAUUAAUUUAAUAAGACUAAAUCGUUCCUUUGGA
Saprolegnia parasitica CBS 223.65 is the source of this 1647-nucleotide messenger RNA. RefSeq lists its product as hypothetical. The record is from RefSeq and is a predicted model, not a curated record. Bases 58 to 1539 code for a protein of 493 amino acids. NCBI's taxonomy places the organism in Eukaryota, Oomycota, Saprolegniomycetes, Saprolegniales, Saprolegniaceae. Gene Ontology annotation, biological process: ubiquitin-dependent protein catabolic process. Gene Ontology annotation, molecular function: ubiquitin protein ligase activity. The transcript is spliced from 8 exons.